UUUUUUUAUCCUCCCGUAACUUCAAUCUCAUGUGACAGCAGAGCGGGAGGAAUUGCAGAGGAGAGAUAACAGAGAAAACUAGGAGAAUUUAUGAUGCCUCCAUUUCAUCCAUCCUGCGCCUGCUGACAGAAGACAAGAAAAGAGACGGCAGAGAUGGGGGACGAGAGCCCAGUGGUGAGUUGUUCUGACUAAUUCAUCUCUUUCUCUCUGUGUGUGUCCCCACAGCAGCUUCUAGACGCAGGAGGACAUAAAGGAGGAGGAAGAGAAAGACAGACGCUGAUAAAGAGACGAGAGGAUAACUCGGCGCGGGAGAAGACGACAGAGAGGGAGUGAUGGCUGAGGCACCUCAGCAGCAGCAGCAGGAGGUGAAGGAGGAGGAGAAGGAGGAGCAGCCGAGCUCUGUGGAGGAGACGGAGAGCGAUGAAGCCUCCGAGGAGCCCAAGGAGAGCGUCCUGACGGCCCCGAGCCGACCCCUGCUCUCCAUGAGGUCCAUGAGCACCGUGGACCCAGACGACGACUCCCCGAACAUGAUCGUCUACAGAAAAAUUGAAGACAUUGUCACUAACAUCCAGGAUGAGACGGAGGGUGUGCCGAUCAGAACGGUCAAAAGCUUCAUGACCAAAAUCCCCAGUGUUGUUACAGGUACAGAUAUUGUGCAGUGGCUGAUGAAGAAUCUGUCCAUAGAGGAUCCAGCUGAGGCCAUGCACAUCGGGAGUCUCAUCGCAGCUCAGGGGUACUUCUUCCCGAUCUCAGACCACGUUCUCUCCCUCAAAGACGACGGAGCGUUCUACCGCUUUCAGGCGCCGUAUUUCUGGCCGUCCAACUGUUGGGAGCCUGAGAACACAGACUAUGCUAUUUACCUGUGCAAGCGGACCAUGCAGAACAAGACCAGGCUGGAGCUGGCAGAUUAUGAGGCGGAGAACCUCGCCAGGCUGCAGAGAGCCUUUGCCAGGAAGUGGGAGUUUAUCUACAUGCAGGCUGAGGCCCAGGUCAAGAUCGACAGAAAAAAGGAUAAAACCGAGAGGAAGAUCCUUGACAGUCAGGAGAGAGCCUUCUGGGACGUCCACAGACCUGUGCCUGGAUGUGUGAACACGACAGAGAUGGACAUCAGGAAAUGUAGACGGAUGAAGAACCCUCAUAGAGUUAAGAAGUCAGUGUACGGUGUGGCGGAGGAGGGAACGCAGUCUCACAGUCCCAUACACACUCCCUCGCACCACUGCAGGAAAGGCACCAAGGAGGAUGUGGAGAAGGAGAUCUUAUUCAUGAACACCCAGCUAGAUCGUCACCGCAUGAAGAUGUCUAAAGUCGCUGAAAGUCUGAUCAGCUACACUGAGCAGUACAUGGACUAUGACCCGUUUGUGAUGGCACCGGAGCCGUCCAACCCCUGGACCAGCGACGACCCCUGCCUCUGGGAUCUGGAGGCCAGGCAGGAGCCGAGUCAGCAGCGGGUGAAGAAGUGGGGUUUCUCUCUGGAGGAGGCUCUGAAGGACCCGGCGGGACAGGAUCUCUUCCUCAAGUUCCUCGAGUCGGAGUUCAGCUCAGAAAACCUGCGGUUCUGGUUGGCGGUGCAGGACCUGAAGAGGAUGCCCCAGCAGGAAGUGGCGCAGAGAGCGCAGGACAUUUGGACGGAGUUCCUGGCGGAGGGAGCGCCCAGCUCCAUCAACCUGGACUCCCACAGCUACGAACGCACGAGCCAGAACCUGAAAGACCCCGGACGCUACAGCUAUGAGGACGCACAGGACCACAUCUACAAGCUGAUGAAAAGUGACAGCUACACACGCUUCCUGCGCUCCAACGUCUACCAGGACCUGCUGAUGGCGAGGAAGAAACCUGAAACAGAGCAGGGGCGACGCACCUCCCUGGAGAAGUUCACUCGCAGUGUGGGCAAGUCACUGACGGGCAAACGACUGACGGGCCUCAUGCAGUCGUCCUGACAAGGCCUGGAUGAAGAGUAGGAGGAACCAUACCCAGAGGAGCUGCUUCUCCCCGGGCAGCAGGUGGAAAAAGACCCUGGGAUGUUUGGGUGUGGCUGUGGGAGGCGGGUGAGGGCCCAAAACAAAGCCUGGACUGCCGGACUGGACCGCCACCACGUUUGAAAACUCACCUCAGAUCAGUUCGAGAGGAUUGACAGCAUGCAAUAAGUCACCGGACCUGACACCAGGACAGUGCUGUCACAGUGUAGAGGACAAACAAUGCUUCUCUUCUUCAGAGGUUUCUACUGAAAAAGCCCGCACCACCACCACCAGGCUUUGUCGCUUCUCUCUUGUUGUUUUUCUCUACUAUCUACACUCAUGUUAACAUGGUAGCUGAAGAGGCUAUCGCUUUACUUUCAGUGGUAUAAACAUGGAAUGCUUGAAUGCAAAUGAGACUUAGAUUAUUGCUGUAGCUAGCUGUUUUAUCUCACGUCAUUCACUGGGAUGAUAUAAGGGAAAGAGGGGGUGAACGUCUGCUCACACUGAUGAUGGUCUGACUUUCCUGCUUUAACGGUGGAUCGAGUGGAGUAGUGCACCAACUUUUUAGUAAAUGAGCUUUUUGAUCAAUCUGCUGAGGUGGGAUGAUACAAGAUUAACACCCUCUGUGUGUCCAGUAGUGGUUUAGCUUGUUAUUAAAAUGUAUAUGUUUACAUUUCAUUCAAACUAAUGCCUGAUUUUAUGCUCAUUACAGACUGAUUAAAGAUAGAAACUUGUAUAAACACCAUGGCCUGCUCUGGGACAGUAGGUCGUUCCUGGAAAGCAGAUAAACAGGAAUAUAUUGUUUUAUUUUAUUUUUUUGGCAGUUAUAGCUGCUUUUAAAUGUGUCACAGUACUGGCAAAAAGAUAAAAAUAUUAAAUUUCAUGGAUUAUCACUGCCACUGUCUGUCUUAAAGUCUUGUAACAACCGCUCUGAACAGACCGAGUUGUAAUCUUGCUGUCAUGAAAAGGUAAGCACAGGUUGAUCAUUUUACAAAAAAACAAAACAAGUAUAGGACUUUAAAUAAAGAGAGCUGAUAUAAUGUUAGGCUUUAUUCUAUCUUCUGAACAUUCCACUUCAGGCGGCCACAACGAGGUUUUAGUGGGCUGACCUCUUACCAUUCUUCACCUUAUGUAAAGAGGACCAUGAUAAUAAAAGAGGAAUGCACAAACAAAGAGAGGGAUUUGUCCUGUUAUUCCAUGUGUGUCCAUUUAAUUCCUUCUGGUGCUGCAAAGAAAUCCUCCUGUGCAUCCCAUGCAAAAGGGAAAUGUCCUUUUUCCAGGUAAACCCUGAGGUAAUGGAGCCAAACAGCAGCAACUAUGUAUGCAGUUCCCUCAAACUGGUUCAUCUUUGCUUUUUAUAGUACUAUAGCGCCCUCUAGUGCAUCUGGAAUGUCAGUACGGGGAAAUCUCUGCAGUAAUCCUGAAGUUAAAUUUCACCCUUUUCAUAGAUUUUAAGACCUCAUGCCCACUUUAAGUUUCAAACAGCGACACACUUAACUUACAUUUACUAUACAUUGAUUUUAAGAUACCACAACUUCCUAGUUUGUGAUGACUCAGAUCACUGUAUGCAUGAAAUUCAGAUAAAGGGAUAGGAACAAAACACAGGAGAAUAAAUUGAGUGACAAACACAAUUCAAGGUUUUAAAAAAAGAGUAGAAA
Centropristis striata (black sea bass) is the source of this 3610-nucleotide messenger RNA. RefSeq names its product regulator of G protein signaling 6 (gene rgs6). Gene Ontology annotation, biological process: intracellular signal transduction; regulation of G protein-coupled receptor signaling pathway; G protein-coupled receptor signaling pathway. Bases 333 to 1934 code for a protein of 533 amino acids. NCBI's taxonomy places the organism in Eukaryota, Metazoa, Chordata, Actinopteri, Perciformes, Serranidae. The record is from RefSeq and is a predicted model, not a curated record. The transcript has 17 exons.